This is a messenger RNA of Kwoniella shivajii, 1323 nucleotides long. RefSeq names its product branched-chain amino acid aminotransferase. Lineage: Eukaryota; Fungi; Basidiomycota; Tremellomycetes; Tremellales; Cryptococcaceae. Gene Ontology annotation, biological process: L-valine biosynthetic process; L-leucine biosynthetic process. The transcript is spliced from 12 exons. The record is from RefSeq and is a predicted model, not a curated record. Bases 1 to 1323 code for a protein of 440 amino acids. Gene Ontology annotation, cellular component: mitochondrion. Gene Ontology annotation, molecular function: branched-chain-amino-acid:2-oxoglutarate transaminase activity.
AUGUCUCGUUUCACUCCUUUACGUUCCUUCCCUCGCUUGGCUGCUCGUCAGACCACCCUCAAUGUCAUUCGACCAUCUCUCGCUUCACCUCCUAUCGCCAACGCAGGUCUAGGUCAAAAGAGGGGAUACAAAAGGUCCCCUCAACCUAUGAGAGAUGUGAUGACUGGUGAAAUCAUCCAAACUCCGGAUCUUGAUGCAUCUUUAUUGAAAGUGACUAAAACCACAUCACCAAAAACACCAUUACCCCCAUCCAAACUUGUUUUCGGUAAAACAUUCACCGAUCACAUGUUAACUAUCAAUUGGAGUUCUGGUAAUGGAUGGGGCAAUCCUGAGAUCAAACCUUACGGUAAAUUAGAAUUGGAUCCUUCAUCCACUGUAUUCCACUAUGCCUUCACAUUAUUCGAGGGUAUGAAAGCUUAUAGACAAGAGGAUGGUACUGUAAGAUUAUUUAGACCAGAUAUGAACAUGGCCCGAAUGAACAGGAGUGCCGCCAGAAUUGCUCUUCCUAAUUUUGACGGAGAAGCUCUUACUGAACUCAUCAAAAAACUCGUCGUGCUUGACUCUGAAUGGAUCCCUAAAGAAAAAGGAUAUUCACUCUACAUCCGUCCAACUUUGAUUGGUACUCAAAAUGCAUUGGGUGUCGGACCAAGUUCAGAUGCUAUGUUAUUCGUCAUCUGUUCACCUGUCGGACCAUACUACGCUUCUGGCUUCAAGCCAGUUCAACUUCUCGCUACUACCAAAUUCGUUCGUGCUGCUCCUGGUGGAACAGGCGGUUACAAACUUGGUGCCAACUAUGCUCCAGGUGUCGUUCCUCAAGCUGAAGCUGCAAAAGAAGGUUAUAGUCAGAAUUUAUGGUUGUUAGGUGACGAACACGCUUUGACUGAAGUUGGAACCAUGAACUUAUUUGUAGCUUUCAAGAAGCCCGAUGGCAGCGUCGAACUCGUUACUCCCCCAUUAGACGAUGUAGUCUUACCUGGUGUUACUCGUGAUUCCGCACUUCAACUUGCUCGAGCACAUUCGAAGGGAGAGACUAUUCCCGGACUACCUGAAAAACUCGUUGUAUCAGAAAGGAAAUUGGUAAUGGCAGAUUUAGUAGAAGCUGAAAAGAAUGGUACAUUAUUAGAAGUCUUCGGUACUGGUACAGCAGCAAUCGUUUCACCAGUUGAUAAAAUUGGUUAUCAAGAUAGAGAUAUCAUCAUCCCAACAGGUACAGAUGGUUUAGGUGAUAUCGCAAAAGGUCUAUUAGGUAGAAUCACUGCUAUUCAAACGGGUGAAAUCGAUCAUCCUUGGUCAGUCAUUGCCAAUCCCGUCAAAUCAACUUAA